CAUCGCCCUUCUGUGGUGUUGUAGUUUUGGAAGAUGCAGUUUUGGAAUUGUCAGGAGGUGUUGGCUUGAGGCUUGGCGAACAUGAUGCCAGCCUCUCUAACGGGGGGCUCGUUCCUCUCGGCUCUUCUUCCUGGCUCCCUGUGGCAUUCUCUUUCUUGUCCUUUUAUCUUACGGCUUUGCUUGAUCACUGCCUGUUGAUCAUACUCUCGCGUUCAUAGCUCUUUUCACCACACAUCAACUUCUCUACCCCCCCUCCCCCCCCGGGGGGGUCAAUUUGACGCUGUCAACUUAAUAAUGACAGUUUCUCAGACCUUGGAAAACGGACAGCCGCCUUUUGAUGAGCAAAUUCAGGCCCCAGAGUCCUGUGUUGCUUGCCAACGCACAAACAAGAAAGUCUGGACUUGCGUCCAAUGUGGGCAUUAUACCUUUUGCGAUGACUACUGGGACAAAGAGCACCCUCAUGGUCCUGGUGCUAGGGGUUUUGACAACCGUCCACACAGAAAGGUUGACCCGGCAGUUGUUGAACGUCUUGAACGUAUCUUCGGCGAGGGGAGGACUAAGGAAGAACAAGCAGAAUUAUUCGAUACUGAUGCGGAACCAUGUGCUUUGGUGUGAACAAGAGCAGCAAUGA
This is a messenger RNA of Podospora bellae-mahoneyi, 631 nucleotides long. RefSeq lists its product as uncharacterized. The transcript has 2 exons. The record is from RefSeq and is a predicted model, not a curated record. Lineage: Eukaryota; Fungi; Ascomycota; Sordariomycetes; Sordariales; Podosporaceae. The coding region runs from base 338 to 631 and encodes 97 amino acids.